Molecule: messenger RNA, 1548 nt
Organism: Cercospora beticola
Lineage: Eukaryota; Fungi; Ascomycota; Dothideomycetes; Mycosphaerellales; Mycosphaerellaceae
Biological process (GO): amino acid transmembrane transport
Molecular function (GO): L-amino acid transmembrane transporter activity
Source: RefSeq, a predicted model, not a curated record
CCCCGUGUGCGGCCAAGCGUCGCCUAUCAGAGCUUCUGAAUUUAUAUCCGCCUUGUGAUGGACGCCAGCAUCAAGCAGCCCACUAGCUCCAGCUGCUGUCCCUAUAGUUUGGCUGACCGAACAUCCAGAUAGUGGCUCUCGUGAAGUUCAUCAAACUUCUCAGUGCGCUUAAUCAUGGAGAAAGACGCAAUUGAACACACCAGCUUUCCCGAACCAGAGAAGCAUACCAAAUUCGACGACAACGAGGUCUUCCGCACCGAUGGCGAGGUCAACUUUCGAACAGUUGGAUGGCCGAGAGCGUCGGUCAUCUUCUUAAAAGUCAUCUUCGCAACAGGCGUCCUCAGUAUUCCGGUCUCAAUGGUCAGCCUUGGUGCCGUUGGUGGCGCUUUGAAUGUCAUUGGUUGGGGCGCUUUCAACACGUAUACAGCCAUCAUCCAAGGCGACUUUCGAAAUAAUCAUCGAAAAUGCCACUCGAUUGCGGACAUGGCACAAGAAGUUGGUGGUGCCUGGGCACGCGAACUGUGCGGAGCACUUUUCAUCGUUGCACUGAUCCUGUGCUCCGGGUCUGGCAUUCUCGGCGUCACAAUCGGUCUUAACGCCCUCUCCAGACACGGAACCUGCACUGUGACCUUCUCAGUCAUUGCGGCGAUCGUCGUGAUCGCCGCAGCCUCUUUCCGCAAGUUUCAACAAAUCGGCAUCUUGACUUGGGUCGGGUUCAUCAGCAUAUUCGUUGCCGUAUUCAUCAUCGUCGUGGCUGUCACUAUCCAAGAUCGACCAGCAGCAGCGCCUGCCACCGGGGACUACGAUCUGGGUUUCAAGGCCAUUCCCUCUGGAGUCACGUUUGCGGCCGGAGUGGUGGCAUCUUGCACCAUCUUCGUGUCUUCUGCUGCGACCUCAGCAUUCCUGCCUGUGAUCAGUGAGAUGAAGAAUCCGCGAGACUAUCGCAAAGCCGUCUACGUGUGUAUGGGCUUUGUGACCGCAUCGUAUCUGGCGUUCUCCCUUGUCGUGUACCGAUGGUGUGGGCAAUGGGUUGCGAGUCCCUCGCUAGGCUCUGCCGGACAAACAAUGAAGAUGGCUGCCUAUGGAGUCGGACUCCUUGGCUUGAUCAUAAGUGGGUGUCUGUACCUCCAUAUUGCCUCCAAAUACGUUUUCGUCCGCAUCUUGCGAGAUAGUCGACAUUUGCAAGAGAACACUUUGGUGCACUGGGGCACAUGGCUCGGUUGUACUAUUGGCCUUGGAGUCGUAUCCUGGCUAUUAGCCGUGGCAAUCCCCAUCUUCAAUUACUUGCUGGCUCUUGCGGGCGCUCUCUGCUUUGCUCCCAUCGUAAUGAUUCUGCCUGGCUGGCUCUGGCUAUAUGACCAUAGCGACUGGUACAAGCGAUCGGCCCUACACAAAAUGGCGUACGGCUUUCACGCUUUGUUCAUUCCGCUCGGUGUCUUCUUCCUAGUUGGUGGGACAUACGGAGUCGUGAAGGAGAUCGUCAACGCGUACGCGGACGGCCUGAUUGGCGGCGCUUUCUCUUGUGCUGAUAACUCCAACUCGUCUUGA